Molecule: messenger RNA, 465 nt
Organism: Pocillopora meandrina
Lineage: Eukaryota; Metazoa; Cnidaria; Anthozoa; Scleractinia; Pocilloporidae
Source: the annotation of a GenBank genome assembly
AUGGAGUAUACCAAAGAUCAACUGAACUACUUUCGAAUAUGUUACAUCAUCAAUUGUAUUGCGGAAGGAUUAAGACAAUUCUUCAAACGAGAAUGGGAUUCCCAUUUCAAAGUGAGCCUGGGUAAAUGGGAAGACACCGCACAGAAUCGUCAGGACUUCUACAACAACCAAUCCAAGAAGCCGAGUUAUAGGAGAAAUCGUGUUCAUCUGAGAAUAAUAAAGAAAGGGAAAACAGAAGAAUGGGACUGUAGUUGCUUAUUUUUCGCUAUUUUGUUCUCGUAUAGCAUUGGUUCAACAAUUAGCAAAACCACCAGAAAAGAUAUCGAGGAUCUUCGUCAAGUCAGAAAUGAUAUUGCCCAUAUCAGUGAAGCAACUCUUACCGACACGCAGUUUCAGAAUCACGUGGGAAUAGUUUUAAACGCUUUUAAGUCCUUAAGUCUUCCAAUCUCUGACAUCUUCCCAUAG